UCGUCUUCGACACGAUGGAAAGCACGCCAGGGAAAGGAUGCCUACUCAAGAGAAGCCAAGGUCGCGGGCCUGAAGUCUCGAGCAGCCUUCAAGCUCCUGGAGAUUAAUGAGAAAUACCGCCUUUUCCACAAAGGCGAUACCGUGGUCGACUUAGGCUUUGCGCCUGGGAGUUGGAGCCAGGUUGCAGUCAAUAGAGUAAGCCCGGGAGGACGUGUGGUGGGCAUUGACAUUAUUCCUGCCCAACCUCCGCGAGGCGUCAACGCGCUACAAGGCAAUUUCUUGAGCCCAGAAAUCCGAGAAGAGGUGCGAAAGUUCGUCAGCGACCCAGAUCGAGGCAGAGUAAGACGGAAGAAUAUUACGGAAGGGGAUGUCACGGAGGACGAUCUGAGCUCGGCAAAUCAAAGCAUCCUCGAGUUCGAAAAACAUGCUGCUGAAGAGGAGAGGAAGCUCAAGGAGAUACCUAAAGGAGGCAUGACCCAGGCACAACUUGAUCUCGCCGAGGGCAGAGUCGUGCAGGUUGUCUUAAGCGAUAUGUCAGAACCUUGGCCCUUGGUGACCUCUACAUGGGUACGCAGCGUUUCUAACCCAUAUAACAGGCUCAUGAACACCAGUGGCAUUGUGGCGCGGGAUCAUGGAGGGAGCAUGGAUCUGUGCAUGUCUGCUCUGACGUUCUGCUUUGAUACCUUGGCGAGCGGAGGGAACUUUCUUUGCAAAUUCUAUACUGGUGCUGAAGACCAUGCUCUGGAGCUGCGCUUGAAGAAGCUCUUUGAGAAG
Molecule: messenger RNA, 774 nt
Organism: Pseudocercospora fijiensis CIRAD86
Lineage: Eukaryota; Fungi; Ascomycota; Dothideomycetes; Mycosphaerellales; Mycosphaerellaceae
Exons: 2
Biological process (GO): RNA methylation
Cellular component (GO): mitochondrion
Molecular function (GO): rRNA (uridine-2'-O-ribose)-methyltransferase activity
Source: RefSeq, a predicted model, not a curated record